This is a messenger RNA of Parasteatoda tepidariorum (common house spider), 4369 nucleotides long. It is a transcript of the gene rau, whose product is annotated as RA domain-containing protein rau. The record is from RefSeq and is a predicted model, not a curated record. Lineage: Eukaryota; Metazoa; Arthropoda; Arachnida; Araneae; Theridiidae. Gene Ontology annotation, biological process: signal transduction; positive regulation of epidermal growth factor receptor signaling pathway; positive regulation of fibroblast growth factor receptor signaling pathway.
GGAGGGGGAACACUUCCGGUAGCUGGGUCAAAAUACCCGACGGGGAAAGGAAGCAAGUGAAAAAUCCCUACCUAAUUCCCUAGACGCUAACUGGUGUGGCCGGAUGUUGUUAUUUGCUUUUGUAGUCAUUCUCGUCACUGUGGGAUGUAUGGACUAUGAGUAUAGCUAAAAUGUAGCAUUGAAGAUGAUUUGUAGAGAAGAUGCUGAAAUACAUGUCUUCUUCAAAUUUAUUAGCUUAUAAAGUGCAGUUUUAAGGAAAAGCAGUAAGUCUAACUAUUUCUGGGAUACAAUAAUAUAUCAGUUUCUGAAGAAAUAGCAGCUUCAUGAUAUUUUCUCUUCCAAGGAUUAAUUGUGUAGUUGCUAAAAGUUGUCGUUGAAAAUGAUAUGUAGAGGGAAUGCUGAAACACGUGUCUUCUUCAAAUUUGUCACCGUAUAAAGUACAGUUCUCAAGGGACACAGUUAGUUUGUCCAGUUUUGGCAGUUCAGGGAUUCAAGAAUCAAGUAGAUCUUCAAGUACUAGCAGCUUACAUGACUCACGUCCUUCCAAGAUAACCAUUAAAGUGUACACAAAAGUCUUAUGUGCAGAUAUGGAAUACAAAACCCUGUGUAUCACUCCACAGACCACUAGCAAAGAUGUUGUGAGGAUGUUGCUGUCUAAGUUCAAAGUGAAGCAUAGAGACCCUAAUUUAUUUUAUCUUACAAUGGAAGUUUGGGUUCGGAAAACAGGUAUUCCAAUCAGAUCUGUUGUUAGCUUGGAAGAUGAUGCUCAUCCAGCUGAGCUUCAAGUUUGUCAUCCAAGAGGAGAAUCUAAAUUUUCCUUAAAAAUGAGAAGAGGUGGCUUAGUGAAAGUGUUUGGAGGCAGUUGUUUGAUGGCCGGGUCAUUAUAUAAAAGUCUUCUGGUAUCUGAUAAAACAACCACUAGUGAUUUAAUUCAACUAGUUUUAAACUGCUACAAUUCACGGGAAGCAAUUGAAAACUUUUCAAUUUAUGAAAUUUCUUGCAAUAAAGACUAUGAAAGACAACUAUUAAGUAAUGAAUAUCCUCUUCAAAUUCAACAACUAUGGCCUACUAAAGAACAGUUUGCAUUUCAACUACGGCGAAAUGUGGAAGGAUUUCAAAAGCAAAUCAAUUUAAAGGUGCCUUGGUUUAAAAGCCAUGAGAAAUCUAAUCGGACAAAUGUACAGUGGAUUUAUGAAAAAAAUAAUUUGAGAUUGCAAGCACUUUCAGAAAAUGAAGAUGCUUUUAAUACUUAUGAAAACUGUUUUUAUAUAUGAAGUUUACUAGUCUGUUUGAGAUGUAUUUUAUAUUGUUAAAAUAUUCUUCAUUUACAUAAUUUAUAUUCUUGUCAUUGUAUUGUUUUACACCAUAAAGUAUUGUAAAUUUUUUGUGCAAAUAAUUUUACAUAUUUUUUUUGUAAAUUUUUAUGUAGAUUGAUAUCUAUGUAUUGCACCAGUCACUUCUUUUUUAUUAUUUGAGUCAUUCUUUAGAAAUGAACAAAUGUCUACUUGAUAUCAUUCUACUAAUGAUUCUUCGAUUUGUUAGUAUUUUACUCAACCUUAUAAGGAUGUUUUAAUGUCUAGGAUAUGAAUUUAUUUUUUUUUAAAAAAAUUAUCUUCUAAAAAAAGUAUAUGGACAGCUACAAUGCCUCCCAUCAAGUAUAAUUUUAUGUUAUUACAGGAAUGUUAAAGACAUUGACUGUCCUGCAAUUUAUAUGAGUUUGUUUUUCCUUAGCUAUCAAAUUAUGAUAAGUCUAAAACAAUUAGCUAUUUUUUUUAAACAAGCCAUUUAUCUUUUUUAUUUUGCAAUUUUCUAACUUUUUAAGUGUAUACUUGUUAAAACAAUAGUUCUUAUAGAGCUUAACUUCUUCCCUAUAGUUGUUGUUGAACUUUUAUGUACCUGAUCAUGAUUUAUUUAUUAUUGCUGUUUCCAGUCAUGUAAAUUUACUGUCAACUAUAAAAUGUACAUAAUUUCAUUUAUGUUUAGAAAAUCACUUAUAAAGGUAUGUCACCAUGACUGUACAAUUUACUCAUUACUGUAAUAACACAGUAUGAUGCAUUCAAAAUUAAGUUAACUAAAUCUUUUUAAUGUUGGAAAAAUAAAUAAUGGUGAUUAAGUUCGCUUUUUUAAUUUAAGUUCAUUACCAUUUUAUUUAAGCUUGUUACAAUAAAAAUUUGCAAUAUAUUAGAGAUUAUGCAGCAUUUCCAAUUAAUUUAAAUUGGGAAAUAGAAGUAAACAACUUAAUGUUGGAUUUUCUGGUAAUUGUAGAAGCUAAUUUUUCUGUUCUAAUAAGUGCCUUACCUCCAGUGCAAUUUUUAAUUAAGAAAUACUCAUUGUUAUAUGAAUUCUUCAUUAAUAACUUUAUCCUUUAAUGUGCCUUAAGAUAUUGUGCCUAUUUUUCUACUUCAUUUCUACAUUUCUCUACUUCAUUGUCCCUAUUAUUCUACUUUAAUGCUGUCUUUGUGGGGGAAUACAUUUAGGAUGAAAAUAAAAUAUCUCAGAAAGUUGUGAUCCAAUUUUAAUGUGGCUUAUUUUAUAUGAUAAAGCUUAUUAAUAUCUUGUAUGGUGUAAUUGCUCUGUGAAAUUUGAUAUUUUAUUGGACUUUUUGCAGUUACAUAAAAAUAUUUUUAAAAUAAAACAACUAUUACAAUACUUUUGGUUGAUAAUAUUUAAUAACAAAGUCACAUCAAAAUGAUAUAAAAAUUUUCUGAGACAUUUGCAAUAGAAAUAUAUAAUUUCCCCUAGGAUAACUACUACUCACUAACGGUGAAAAACAAGAUGAAAUCUAUUGAAUCUCUCAUUAUUUGUAACUUAUUUACUGACUAUAAACUUAACAGGCAGUUAGUUAUAUUCAUUGUCAUAUUUUUAGUCCAUCUUAGUUUUAUAGGGUAUUAGCAUAAGUCAUUAAUUUUUUAUUUUGUUUCAUUUAGACUGUUUUUACGAACUUUUCCAUUCAUCAAUUGUUUUUACUCAUUUUCAGAUAACUGUUUGCUCUUUUUAUUUGUAUGUUUUCAGAGCAUUAAUGUAUAAUAAAUAAUAAAGUAAAAAUGUUGUAUAGUAUCGACCAUUUUUAGAAGAAGUAUUUUAAGACUGUUCAUUCUACUUUUUGUAAUUGUAAAACAUGUGAAAGCGUUCGCAAACUAUUUGAUAAUUUGUGAAAAAUUAUUAUUUAUGUGAUUUUUAAACAAAGAUUUAUAAAGGUUUUGUGUGAUUGUUAACCAGUUUUUAUCAUAAAUGUUUCAUUACUUAGAGCUAAAUGUGAUAUUAAGCCAAAGUGAACAUAUAUAUACAGAUCUCAAAUUAUCAUUUAUAUUGCACUAUGUUCUAUCAUGUCAUUGAAUUUUUAUAUACAAACACCUACUUUAAGGUGAUGGUUUCAUAUUGCAUUAUUUUGUUUAUCCAUUUGCACAAUUGAAUGUACUCAUGUGUAAGCCUUUAUAUAAUUAGAUAAAAUAUUGCUUUAAAAUGAAUACAUUUGACUAGACAAAAAUAUUAAAACCUUUGAGCUUAAAUCAAUUUUCAAAUAAUAUAUAUAUUUUUUGUGUAUUUGUAUGAAAAUUUUAUAAAAUCAUUGUUUAGCAAAAUUUGCCGUCUCAAAAUUUCACUUUCUGUUGUUUAAUUUUAAUCCCAACUAUAACUAAAAUGUAAGCUCAAUUUUUUUUCUAUAUUUUGUAUUUACUCAUGAUUUAAUGCUCUAAAUUAUAAAAUCACAUUUAAAUUGAGCUUUUUUUUUUCUUUUUUUUUUUAAGUUGUUAUAAAAUGAGUAAAGUCUGUUAAGAAUCUGAAAACAUCUAGUUAUUUUAUAUGCCUUGUGAUGAACUUAAAAAGCUACUUAGAUUAAAAAAUUUUAUUUGUUUCAAAUACACCUUAUUUUAGUUAUUUGUUUCAAAAACUUAAUAAGCAUCAAGCAUCUGAUUUUCAGGAAACUAAACUAAUAAUAAAUUUGGAUAGUAUCUCUUGCUAUUAUCUCUUAAUGAUUUGCUUAUUACUUACUGGCUAUACUGGCAGAUACUUGGUAUUUCUUGGUAAAAAUCUAUGUCUGUUGGUUUUAUACAUAAAAAUACAUGUUUUACAUAAUUUCCUUUUUACUCAAUUCCGAAAAAAAAUUGUUAGUUACCUUGUUUCUUUUUCAAAAACCUUUGAUGAAACCAAUCAUUUUGAACAACCACCACAGUAUCUUUAAAAGAUGGUAAAAAGGUUUGUAGAAAAUUGCCUCAAUCACAUUUUAAAUGUUUGUCAAUACAGCAAUUUGUUUCUGCAAUAUUUGUCAAUAAAGGGACAAAAUGAAAAUAAUCUUGUCUCAAUAUUUUGAACUCUUAUGAUGAUGCAUUGUAUAUUAUAUAUCUGAAAUAAUAAAACUUUUGCUAUAAAA